GGGUAUAAAAGUUAUCAAAAUAUGUAAAACUGUAAUAAAUGAUUUAAAUUUAUUUUAUAAUAAUUAGGUUAUAAAUAGUAUAGUGAUUUCUGGGAACUCCCAAAAGGUCGGACCAAAGAUAUAAUUAUAUUAAUUUUAUAAUCUACAAUAGAUAUAAAGAUUAAAAUUUUAAAUAUUAGAAUUUUAAAAUUUAAUUACAUAUCUUUAGCCAAACGGCGCACAGAUUUCAUACAACUAAUGAUAGACUCGGAAAAGUCGGACAAAGACUUGGGUUACGACUCUAUCAGCGAUGCGGAGCAAGAAGAGGACAAAAUAUAUGGUGAAAAACCAGUGGCAAAACCAUCGGGCACUCUAUCGUCGGAUGAAAUGGUAGCCCAGGCCAUUUUAUUUUACAUCGCCGGUUACGACACUACCAGCGCCGCCAUAACCCACGCCCUGUACUUCUUGUCCCAAAACAAGGACUGUCAGCAAAAACUAUGCGAAGAGUUGCGAAGUUGUGAUGAGUUUACGUACGAAAAGUUAUCGCAAUUGAAAUACUUGAAUGGCGUAAUCCAUGAGACACUACGACUGCGGCCAUCAUUUGCCCGGUUAUUUCGGGCAUGUGUUCAGGACUAUAAGUUGGGAAAUACCGGUAUUACCAUACCAGCGGGAACAGCCGUAAACAUCAACCUAUAUACUUUACACCGGGAUCCCAAAUAUUGGCCCAACCCCGACAAAUUUGAUCCCGAGCGCUGGUUUGAGCCCAAACACCAUCCGUACGCUUACCUGCCGUUCGGCGCCGGACCCCGACUAUGCAUUGGACAACGGUUUGCCAUAAAUGAGAUGCAGAUGUGCCUGGCUAAAAUGGUACGAAAGUUCGAUUUCACCAUGGUGCCCGGAUUUCAAAUUGAAUAUUUUAGAGGUCAACCAGCCAUGUCGCCCAAGGAGUUGCAGUGUCAUUUAAAAUUGCGUGCUUAAUUCAUAUAAAGUUUG
Molecule: messenger RNA, 972 nt
Organism: Medioppia subpectinata
Lineage: Eukaryota; Metazoa; Arthropoda; Arachnida; Sarcoptiformes; Oppiidae
Source: the annotation of a GenBank genome assembly